ACUAACAGUUUCCAGCUAGCGGUGGAUGCGGGACCAGUGAGUGGUCCUCCGUUUUUUGUUGUGGCGUUUCGCUCUUCGAUAUUUUCCUAAAUACCUAAUGUAACCCUGUUUACUGACACAUUGUCUUGGUUGGGAAUUGAUACUAAGCGGAACUUGGGGCGUGUUGAUUUGCUUGACGGGGUUAAUAGUAUCAUACGUUGGAUGGAUCCGAGGAUUGCCUGGAUUCAGCCGGAACAGAAAGGACCUGCAAACACUUUAUGGAUGCACGUCUGGGAAACGUCUCAGGGAAUCCGGACCAACUCCAGUCAGCAUCAUGAUCGACACCACAACGUUUUCGUCAACUCGCCGACCUGCGACGUCUAUAAAAAUGUAGCGGCCCUGACCGCACCAAGCAAGGAUGUUUGUAGGAACAUUGGCAGUGACCCCACUGCCACUAGUUUAUCCAGCAGCCAUCAUCCGAGCAAUGCCAAUAACAUCAGAAACGGCACGUCUGUUACCGGCUUCACAACAUCACCGAAUAACAGCGUGCAGAACUCAAGACCUUCCCUAAACGGAGACGGGGAAAUUCCUCAUCACAAGAAGGGAUCCGUUUCCUCGUCGUUUUCGACAGAAGCAGGAACGGAAAGUCCUUCAUCUAACUGUUCAACGAUAAGGACUAAGGACGGCACCAGCCUCAUCAGUGGAAAUAUGAACAAAAACGCUGGAGGUGCCCAUUUGUUUUUUAACUUUAGCGAGAGCAUGUUGAAUAAUGUCAAUCGCCACCACCAUCAUGUUCAUUCACGGCAUUUCUAUCAGGACCAGCACCAGUAUGAUUUUCAGCAGAACUGCUUGAAGCGCCAUCCGUUUCACCCUGCGAUUUUUAACAACCAUAAUCACCAUCACCCGGGCCGAAGGAAAAGUGACAAUAAGGCGAGCACAUAUGGGAUAAAUUAUUUACUCUCUAACUGGACUAAUGGCAAUCAUGUCAGCUCCGGGACACCGUGGAAGACCAGGAAAUACAGUCCUGGAGUUAACGGGCUGCACGAGGAGAUAAUCGACUUUUACAACUUGAUGCGCCCUCGGGCAGAGGAGGCCACCAUGAGACAGGAGGUGGUCGAUCGGAUAGAAUCGGUCAUCAAAGAACAGUGGCCAGAUGCUGAUGUUCAAAUAUUUGGCAGCUUCAGUACUGGACUGUACCUCCCAACCAGUGACAUUGACCUGGUGGUGUUUGGGAAGUGGGAGAGACCCCCCUUACAGCAGUUGGAGCAGGCCCUUCGAAAAAACAACGUGGCAGAGCCACACUCCAUCAAAGUACUUGACAAGGCUACGGUACCAAUUAUCAAACUGACAGACCAGGAAACGGAGGUCAAAGUGGACAUCAGCUUCAACGUGGAGACCGGCGUCAAAGCUGCGCACUUCAUCAAAGACUAUGUGAAGAAGUACACCGUCCUGCCUUACUUGAUUUUUGUGCUGAAGCACUUCCUCUUGCAGAGAGAUCUGAAUGAGGUCUUCACAGGAGGCAUUAGCUCCUACAGUCUCAUCCUGAUGGUCAUCAGCUUCCUGCAGCUGCACCCGCGGAUUGACGCCCGCACACCCAACGCCAACCUCGGCGUCCUCCUCAUUGAGUUCUUCGAGCUGUACGGCAGGCACUUCAACUACCUGAAGACUGGCAUCCGGAUAAAGAACGGUGGAGCCUACGUGGCUAAGGAAGACAUGGUGAAGGCCAUGAGCAUCGGCUCCCGGCCAUCUAUGCUCUGUAUCGAGGACCCCUUGCUCCCAGGUAACGAUGUGGGCAGGAGUUCAUAUGGAGCCAUGCAGGUGAAGCAGGUGUUUGACUAUGCCUAUAUUGUCCUUGGCCAUGCAGUGUCCCCUCUCGCGAACUCCUAUCCCAACAAAGACAGCGACAGCACUCUGGGGCGCAUCAUUAAGGUGACCCAGGAAGUGAUCGCCUACAGGGACUGGAUUGCUCAGAAGUGGGGAGGGAAGCAGCUUUCCCGGGUAGAGAGGAAUGGGGGUCCAGCUCCUAAAGAGGCUGUGGAGCAGACAGACCCCAGUGCCUUGCUGGGUGUGGGGGUGGAGGACCAGCCCCAGAGGGACUCGGCCUCUCCGAACAGCGCUGACUCGCCCAUGUCUCUGUCCAGCCCCCAGCAACACUCCUCAGCCUCCUCCCUGUCGGGCAGCGACAUCGACUCAGACAGUACCCCGUGUGUCGCACCCACAGUGCCGUCCUACCCUCUUCAGACACUGGGCACGCUGCCCACUGAAGUGCAUAUGAGCAUGAGCAAAGCCAACCUUACCACUCCACUCGCAAUGCCCCCUGCCAACCAGGCAGGUCCCAAGUUCCCUCUGAAGGGCUUCCACAACGCAGCAGUGGCGCACGGCCCUGUGAUGGCUAACCGCGCCCACAUCCAAUACAACCGCAACACCUGGCGCCGCAGGAAGAGGGACAGCCUCCCAGCCAGCAUCAGCAGAUAAAGGCCACGCCCCCACCAUGCCUUCAGCGCGUUCCUCCACCCCUCUCACCUCACUCGAGCAACCCCACAAACACCCGUCUCAAUUUAUUUUGUCUCACAAUGAAGACUCGACAGCGUCUCCUACUGUUGGGGUGGGCCUGUGGGCUGAGGGACCAGCAGAGCCUGCCCCAGCCCCUUGUGCAGUAGCGGCGCUAAAGGUGGUGCUACCUUCAUUCUGCUCCUCACACUCUGCAUGGCUGUUUUGGUAUGGUUUUUUUUGUUUUGUUUUUUUAAGGAGGAAAAAAAAUCCUUGGAUGAUGGCCUCAGAGGACUCUUCCAAAACAGGAACAGUCAGUGUUCAGUCCUUAGCUCUCUGGCUUCCAUUGACCAGGAAAAAAAAAAAAAAACAUUUGGGUUGGGGGGUUUUUUUUAAUUGUUGUUUUGGGUUUUUUGUUUUUGUUUGUUUUUUUUCCAUUAUUGUUAUUGCAAUUUCAGUGUGAUGUUUUUUUUUGUUGGUAAGAGCCUUAAGGGACACCAUCUACCAGUGAGACGUGUGAGUUUCAUCAGCUUAUGGCUGCAUGUCAUUCUGUUGUUUCAGGGUAAGGUGUUUUUCAGAUGCGAAGGCCAGUUUUGUGUGUACGCACAAGCAGCUUAAGUGUUGGAGAGGGUGACUCAAAGUGAGUUAUAUGUGCAAUAACUUCUUUCUUUCAACUAUUUGAAUUUAGACACCAAUCGUAUUUAAUUAUGUGCCCAGACUUUUUUCAAAAUUGCUUUUAUUUUGACUUUUUAAUUUUGUUCAACAUUUACAGUCUCUGUUGUGCAUUGUCCUAUUUCCAAAAAAAAACCCUCCACACUGAGCUUUAUUUGAGUGAAGUAAAUGAGGUGUGAGUUGUCUCCUUCUCUGGGACAAGGAGUUGCACUCAGUUGAUGGGUUUCAGUUAACAAUGUCUUUGCCUGUCUGUCUUUCCCGUGUUCAUUCUGCGGAAUGAUUUCAUCACUGUCUGCAGAUGGCGCCAUUUCCUUGAGAUUGUUUCUCUGCAGAUUUAGUGUAGCCCUUCUCGGCACUCUUGCUGUCUUCUCCCUGCCCUGUGUGCAUGUGUGCACGUGCGAGUGUGCAUGUGUUCUUACCCUUUCAGACUGCUUUUCGAUAGGUCGUGAGAGACGCGGCGUACCUGAGAAGCUCAGCUGAACUUGUAGCUAAUGCUGCCUGGCCUCUUACAGUGCAACUUUAUGCAAAGUGCCCAUCUCGCAGUUCUGUGAGGGCACCUAAAUCGAACAGAGGACAUGACACAAGGGAACUUACUGUGAUUCCUUUCUGGAAUCUUAAUGUGCAUUUCUGGGAUCUUUAUGCUAUUUUAUUGCCUUCGCCAUCUCUGUUUUCUCUCACUCCUGUACUGUAUUGUGUACUUUCUGUCUGUAUAAGGCACACUAUGCUGUAUUGCUUUCACUAGGAGCGUUACAGGCUUACAGGUUAUUGUUACUAUGCAAGUGGGGUUGAGUGUGUCUUCAUUAGUGUCUUGUGGCAGCCCGAGGUCAGUGACGAGAGACUGGAGGCAGAGCAGGUGCACCCGUAGGGCUGGCCAAGGUACACAAGAACAGUUCCUGUAUGCAAGUCCGUCUGGUUCCAAAAAAAAUGAAAACAUAAAUUUGAAAAGAAAAGUGUGAGGGGGGGGGGGGACCAUGAAAUAUUUGGAUUAUCUAACUGCUGCCCUCAAGUGAACUGUUUUGGCAGCAGAAUCUCUCUCUCUCUCUCUCUCUCUCUCUCUCUCUCUCUCUCUCUCUCUCUCUCAUUUACUAUCUUUCUCUCUGAGAUCAGACGGAUUCUAUCAGUGCAAUUAAGACACUGAAACCAUGUUUGUGGCGACUGCCAAAAACCAAACUUUGAAUGCGUAUAACCCUGUAUGUGGAAUGACUUUCACUGUCACACACACACGUGUGUGUGUGUGUGUGUGUGUGUGUGUGUGUGUGUGUGUGUGUGUGAGAAAUGUUUCCAAGGUCAUGCCUGCCACAGAGACUUUUACAAACACGUAAACUGAGCAGCAGGAGUGUUCCCACAACACUUGACUCACCCACCUAACAAUGCAAUACAGCAAAGAUAACCACAACGGCAGUUAUCUGCUUUUAGGUAGAACCAGCAUCUUUGCCAUUGGCCAGACACUGAGGCAGUUUGAGGCUUUCUAUAACUAAGCUCGUCCUCUCUACCGCGUGACUCUCAGACAGGAGGAGGACACGCUGAAGAGAAGUGGUUGGUAUAUUUUAAUCUCUUAAGGUUUAUCCUCUAUGGCCCCAUACUGCUAGAUUCAGUGUGAUGCUCCCCAUUAGAUGUCAGUGAGCAAUUUUUAAAUGUACCUUUUUCUCUGACGUCUGUAAUUUUGCAGUGGCCAAAAGCACUCUUUAAAUUCUCAAUACAGAAAGCCCUCAGAAUGGCCACCCAGAAUUUGAGGUCAUGUAGAGGAAUGUUUUCUUGUUGUGUUUUUGUUUCUCCAAUAUUUUUAUGUAAUUUUUUUUCUAU
Messenger RNA from Electrophorus electricus (electric eel), 4944 nucleotides. It is a transcript of the gene tent4a, whose product is annotated as terminal nucleotidyltransferase 4A. Gene Ontology annotation, molecular function: mRNA binding; poly(A) RNA polymerase activity. The record is from RefSeq and is a predicted model, not a curated record. NCBI's taxonomy places the organism in Eukaryota, Metazoa, Chordata, Actinopteri, Gymnotiformes, Gymnotidae. Gene Ontology annotation, cellular component: nucleolus; TRAMP complex. Gene Ontology annotation, biological process: polyadenylation-dependent ncRNA catabolic process; RNA 3'-end processing.